AUGAACGAAACCACACGGAAGGAAGUGUUCUUGCGCGAUGAACUCAUCCCGGAUCUGGUUGCCCGGGGAGUGAUCAACUUCACCGACGGCCGGCCGGAGAGCGGGGUGCAGUUGAAGUCGCUGGAGGUUAAGCCACUCGUCGCCAGCGGAUUUAUGCUCACCAUGCCGUUCAAGGUAACCGUCGUGCUGGAGCAGAGCGCGGAUUCUGCAGAGCCGCCAAGCACCGGUCCGAAAACCGAAACGCUACAUCUGGUUGUGAAGAUUACCCCGGAGUGCAAUGACGAAAUGUACCGGAGUUGCCAGUUCGAUACGCUUUUCGAGAACGAAAUGAUCGCUUACACGGAAAUCAUUCCAGCUCUUGCGAAAACAGAGCUAUACCCAAGGUACUACCAUUGCGAACGCAAACCAACGGUAGCAUUAAUGGUAAUGAGCGAUUUUACCUACGCUGGUUGGCAAAUGGCACCAAUGGUUGUCAACCUUCCGCUGGAUUACAUUUUGCUGGCAGUGAAGGAACUUGGACGAUUCCACGGCGAAUGCUAUGGGAUGAAGGAGACCCGCCGUGAGCAGUUUAACGAAAUCGUUACAAAAUUUAAGGAAUCUCGUUACGCGGCCGACUGUGAUGCCACGUGGGCAGCAAUGAUGUCCGUUACAACGAAGCGUGCGAUCAAAUCGCUGAAGGAAAGCCAAUUCCGGGAGCUGGUACCGGAGGAGUACCUGGAAAAGCUGGCCCUCCUCGUCGCCGACGGCUGGGAGCAUUCGAAGCGUAAGGUACCGCCGAAGGAACCGCUCGCCGUCAUUUGCCAUGGUGAUUACCUGCGCAACAACAUGGCGUUCCGCUAUGAAGAUGCCAAGGAUCCCGCCAGACCCACCCAAGUGAUGAUGUUUGACUUUCAAACCCUGCGUUACGCAUCGCCGAUGAUCGAUUACACCUCCUUCCUGGCCAACUCGACCGGGUACGACGUGCGGAAGGACCAUUUCGAGACCAUUUUCCAAACCUACCACCAGGAGCUGGCCCAAACGGUGGCCCGCAUUGUCGGCGUGAAGGAUCCGGUCGAACUGCCUCCGUACUUCAGCUACGAAUCGUUCCACCGAGAGCUGGCGGAAUACUACUCGUACGGUUUCAAUAUUGCAACCUCGUUCCUGAUGGUGCUGCACGAACCGAUGGAGAUGUCCUUCACCGAGCCGAUGCUCUCCGAGGAGGAAGCGAUGGCGGACGCCUGGGUCCGCGGCGGGGAACCACUUAAUCGGGAGCUGGCAGCGAUGAUCUACGAGAUGUAUCAGCUUCACACGAAGUACGGUCUCGAACCGGUGUAAUUGUUUGAAAUUGAGAUACCACACGACGUUUGUUUUGCGAAAAGAUUCUGUGACGGGUAUUUUAAGAGAUUCAACAGAUGUCCUGUUUAUGGGACGAGUAAAAAUUGUUCCGAAAAAGGAAACAUUUGUGCAUUUCAUUUUACACACAAUAAUCACGGGAACGAUAGGUUGGCGAAGGGAUGGCGAUGUACGCUGGUAAGGUAAAUUGCACCUGAAUUUUGGAGCAAUAUUAUAUGUAUUUAAACUUGUAGCAAUCAAGCAAAUAUCUAAAUGCGUUCGUCAACGAAUGUUGAAAGAAUUGGUAAUAUAAAACGUUCACAAUUGGGGAUAAGAUACACAACACAUGUGGCUGACCAAGCAAAAUCAACUAAAAAUUGUACACAUUUUGCUGCCAUAAACUACAAACUAUCUGAAAAAUAGAGAAAAUGUAUUAUGUAGGGUAUUUUAUGAAAAUUCUCACGAUGUUUAAAACUGUGGAAUAGUAAUCACUCUUCAAACGUAACCU
Anopheles coustani is the source of this 1819-nucleotide messenger RNA. RefSeq lists its product as uncharacterized. The transcript has 6 exons. The coding region runs from base 1 to 1314 and encodes 437 amino acids. NCBI's taxonomy places the organism in Eukaryota, Metazoa, Arthropoda, Insecta, Diptera, Culicidae. The record is from RefSeq and is a predicted model, not a curated record.